Aspergillus heteromorphus CBS 117.55 is the source of this 1843-nucleotide messenger RNA. RefSeq lists its product as uncharacterized. The record is from RefSeq and is a predicted model, not a curated record. The transcript has 2 exons. Bases 1 to 1710 code for a protein of 569 amino acids. NCBI's taxonomy places the organism in Eukaryota, Fungi, Ascomycota, Eurotiomycetes, Eurotiales, Aspergillaceae.
AUGUUACGACCAAACCUGGCUGGGCAGUUCGUCUGCCACGGUACGCCGUAUGUCAGGGGCGCAUCGUCAGGCCCACUGGUCGCGAGCGACCUAGAGCUGAGCUUCUGGGGGGGCGUCCACCCCCAGACGGGCGAGAUCAUCGAUCGCCACCACCCCUUGAGCGGCCGGGUCCUGCGCGAUGCCAUCCUCGCCAUCCCAGGCGGCCGUGGCUCGUGCUCGGGCAGUGGAGUGAUGUUGGAACUCCUCCUGAACCACGCAGGGCCGCGCGCCAUCAUUUUCGAGCGGCGCGAGGACAUCCUGACGCUGGGGGUCAUGAUCGCCGAGGAGAUAUUUGGCCAGGCCAUCCCGGUCGUGACGGUCAAGCCGGUGGAUUUUCGCAGACUGGUGCAGUUGGAUGGUCAUCGCAUCCAGGUUGCCGACGGUCGCAUCAUCCUCGCGACGAACGUCCAGCUUUCAGACGAGGACGAAGCAUUUCUCGAAGGAAGUCACGGAGAAGCCGCGCGCGUCGCAUUGCGAAUCAUCCUGCGCAUGGCCGACCUGCUCGAUGCCCACGAGUUGAUGGAUGUCACCCAAGUACACAUCGAUGGCUGUAUCUACCACGGACCCGGAUCCCUCCUGUUUGCCGAGCGACUCCGCGACUGGGGAGGACGGGUGCGAGUGCCCACCACCCUCAACUCGAUCUCCAUCGACCAGAAGCGGUGGCGUUCUCAAGGCGUGGACGUCGCAUUUGGUGAAGCGGCCGAGAAGCUGGCCAGCGCAUACACCGACAUGGGGGCGCGUCCCACGUUCACCUGCAGCCCUUACCAGCUGGACAGUGCCCCCAAGCUGGGCGAGCAGGUGGCUUGGGCCGAGUCCAAUGCGGUCGUGUAUGCAAACAGCGUGCUGGGCGCUCGCACGAUGAAGUAUCCCGACUUCCUCGACAUCGCCAUUGCGCUGACCGGGCGCACGCCGAGGGGAGGACCUCAUGUCGACCUCAAUCGGCGGGCAUCGCUUAUUAUCAGAGCUCCUCCGAUGCAGGACAUCGAUGACUCGCUCUAUCCCCUACUUGGCUACCACACAGGAACCAUCGCAUCCAGUCAGAUCCCCGUGAUUCUUGGAAUGGAGUCGUUGACUCCCAGCAAAGACGACCUCAAAGCCUUCGGGGCCGCGUUUGCCACUGUCUCUAGCGCCCCGAUGUUCCAUAUCGUAGGGAUUACCCCCGAGGCCACUAGUCUGGACGCAGUGAUCAAUCAAGCACCCAAUGUGCGCUCCAUCGACGUCCAAACGAGGGACCUGGCUCAAAGCUGGGAUAACCUGAACAGUGCCUCGGACUCUCAGCCGGUCGACCUGAUAUCCCUGGGUAGCCCGCACCUGUCGCUGACCGAGAUCCGAACCCUCGCAGCGUUGUGUCGUGGUCGCACCAAAAAAGACACUGUCACGAUGAUGGUGACUUGCGGACGGGCCACGCGCGGCCUGGCUCAACAAGCUGGUCUCGUCGACGAGCUGGCGACGUUCGGGGUGGAGUUCCUAAGCGAUACCUGCUGGUGCAUGAUCACCGAGCCGACCAUCCCGCGCUCAGUCGCGACUAUCAUGACCAACUCGGGGAAGUACGCUCACUAUGGACCUGGUCUGACGGGGCGGAAGUUCUACCUUGGGAGUUUGGCGGGCUGUGUGGAUGCGGCGUGUCAGGGCUGGCCUGCGAGGGGGAGACCGGGAUGGCUUGUUUGUUAGGUUGGUGGAAUAUCAGCAUUCUAUCAUGCUUCUUAUCGAAUUCUCGUUGACGUUUGAGCUAACUCUAUCUGGUACUCUCUCGGGGAUUUAACAGGGUGUAGUCCUGAGCAAUGCUGCCCUUCAAUGUUCGCUU